UUGGGGGGUGUUGAGGUGAUGCAGGUCCCCCAGUCAUCCAAGUGGAGAAGCCAGCUAACAACGAGUGGCUUUGCCUGCUGAAUCCCGCCACCACACUCAUCCCUCUGUUGCUCCCUCCAUCUCUGAUGGCUCUAUGGGGUGUCGUCAGCCUCAGCCUUCACUGCUGGGUGUGUUUACAGUCAGCGGUAGCAGAAGCUGCAGUGGCAACAGCCAGCCUCCCCAAUGACAAACCUGGAGGUCCGCUGGACUGGCUCCUGUCUGAUAAGGGGCCCUUCCACCACUCCCCUGAAUACAUCGACUUCGUGGAGAAGAACCGGCAAGGCUUCUCCACCAGAUACAAGAUAUACAGGGAGUUUGGGAGAUGGAAGGUGAACAACUUAGCAGUGGAAAGGAGAGACUUCCUGGCAUCUCCGUUACCUCUGACUCCUGACUUCAUCCGGAACAUUCGACUCCUGGGCCGCAGACCCAUCACCCAGAUGAUCACUGACAAUCUGAUCAGAAAGUAUGGCACUCACUUUCUGAUGUCAGCUACACUAGGAGGAGAAGAAGCUUUAACGAUCUUUGUGGACAAAAGGAAACUGAGUAAGAAAGCGGAAGUGACUGGGGGAGCGGAAGUGAGCGAUUACUCUGGGAACUCCUCCACUGUGACCCUGGAAGCUCUGCACCAGCUGGCCGCCUCCUACUUCAUUGACAGGGAGAGCACCCUGCGAAAGCUGCACCACAUCCAGAUCGCCUCCACUGCAAUCAAGGUGACAGAAACCCGCACAGGUCCUCUUGGAUGCAGUAACUAUGACAACCUGGACUCCGUCAGCUCUGUGCUGGUUCAGAGUCCUGAAAACAAAGUUCAGCUACAAGGGUUGCAGGUGAUCCUUCCGGACUACCUGAGGGAGGGUUUUGUGCAGGCGGCUCUUAGCUACAUAGCCUGUAAUGGAGAAGGAGAAUUUGUGUGCAAGUUUGGUGACUGCUGGUGCACCUGUGACCCCAAGUUCCCAGAAUGCAACUGCCCCUAUAUGGACAUUCAAGCAAUGGAAGAGAGCCUGCAGAGGAUCACAGAGACGUGGGGAAUGCUCUACAAAGAGUUUGAAGAAUCUGAUGAAUUUAAGGCAUUCUUUUCGAGGCUUCCUCAGAACUAUUUCUUGAAUGUGUCAACCAUCCAACACUUGUGGUCACUGGACAGCCUGUUCCAGUGGCGAUAUGAGCAGCUGGAGAACAGCAUGCGGGUCCUUUCCAAACGAGCCCAGAGAGUAAUCUUCAAACUCUUCAGUCUGAGUAAAAGGUGUCAUCGUCAGCCCUACGUCCGUCUGCCGCGGGAACGGCCUCGGUCAUACUGGCUGAGUCAUUUCCAAUCUCUGCUGUACUGCUCGGAGAACAACCAGCUUGGUGUAUUCUCUGAGGAGCUCCACAGCUGCAGCUGUCGCUACGAGAACAGCCUGUGUCAACUGCCUCCACCCUGCUCCGUUGGGGAAGGCUCGGCUUGUGUGGCGUGUGCAACAGACAACCAUACCCGCUGCGGGAGCUGCAGCCCGGGUUUUGCUCUGGUGCAGGGAGUCUGCAGGGCCAUGGUUGCAGACUCGACGGAGAACUACCUUGGAUUUGAGACAGAUCUCCAGGAUUUGGAGCUGGGGUACCUUCUGCAGAGAGCUGACCGCAGGCUGGAGGUCCAUGCCAUCUUCAUCAGCAAUGACAUGCGACUCAACAGUUGGUUUGACCCGUCCUGGAGAAAAAGGAUGCUGCUGACACUGAAGAGCAACAAGUACAAGUCAAACAUGGUCCACAUGCUGCUGGGGAUAUCCCUGCAGGUCUGCCUUACAAAGAACAGCACUCUGGAGCCUGUCCUGACACUCUAUAUCAACCCCUUUGGAGGUAGCCAUUCAGAGAGCUGGUACAUGCCCAUCGAAGAGGACAGUUUUCCUGAUUGGAAAGCCACCAAACUGGACUUACCACUUGAGUGCUAUAACUGGACUUUGACACUGGGAAACAAGUGGAAAAUGUUCUUUGAAACCAUCCAUAUCUACCUUCGGAGCAGGAUAAAGACUCAGGAUGGAGUGAAUGAUAGCAUUUACUAUGAGCCUUUAGAAAUGACAGAUCCUGCUAGGAACCUGGGCUACAUGAAGAUCAACAGUAUCCAGGUUUUUGGCUACAGCAUGCAUUUUGAUCCAGAGGCCAUACGUGACUUGAUUCUCCAACUUGACUACCCUUACACACAAGGCUCCCAGGACACAGCCAUGCUCCAGCUCUUGGAAAUACGUGACCGUGUGAACCGCUUGUCCCCUCCAGGUCAACAGAGGUUGGACCUGUUCACUUGUCUUCUCCGCCACCGACUCAAACUUACUGCCAGUGAGGUGGUUCGCAUUCACACCUCACUCCAGGCCUUCAGCUCACGUCUGCCCAAUUCCCUGGACUAUGAGACCACCAAGCUAUGCAGCUAACAGCUGCUCGAGGGAUUAAACAGCCACAAGAAGAAUUCCUGGACAUGUAAGUCAUGCCAUUGUGGUGCAGAUGUUUGUAACUGCUCUGUCCCUGUGGAUUAACAAACUGUCUGGUCCAUCAGGACGAGCUGUGAACAGCUGAAGAAUGUACCUGUCUGUUUUGGUUUCUGUUGUGUGGUGAUUACAUUCAGUGCUAUAUCAAAGAACAAAGUGGAUCUGCAAGAAAGGCACAACUCUUUCUCAAGAACAUUUCAUGUAACAAAAGAAACCAACAGUACAAAUGAUACAACUUAAAUACAAACCAUCCUCUUUCAGUAUGACUCUGCUCAUUUAUACUGCAAGUACCAUGGCCAAACUAAUGGACAUUAAGGUAAAAAUGGUAAAAUCUGUUUGUUUGUAAUUUUUAUAUGUUACUUUGCUUCAGUGACAGUGCACUUUCCAUGAAGAACAGAAUACAGUGGUGUCAGUCAAGAUUUUGUAGAUAAAUUGGUAUUAAAAACAUUAUGUUAAAACAGAU
Molecule: messenger RNA, 2946 nt
Organism: Thalassophryne amazonica
Lineage: Eukaryota; Metazoa; Chordata; Actinopteri; Batrachoidiformes; Batrachoididae
Product: BMP/retinoic acid-inducible neural-specific protein 3-like
Exons: 10
Coding region: 126-2429 (767 amino acids)
Biological process (GO): negative regulation of mitotic cell cycle; positive regulation of neuron differentiation
Source: RefSeq, a predicted model, not a curated record